ACACUCUCCCAUUCCACACUCCUCACUCCCUUUGCUUCUUUAGCCUCCAUUUCUCAACAUACUCCGCUGUUGCUCAUGAUCUACACUCUCUUUGCUUCCCCGCUUCCUCCUGCUUCUCCUCUUUGUCUCAAAUCUUCUUCUUCAUUAUCAUCGUCAUCAUCUGUCUCUGCUUUGCACGUUGUAGAUUUGCACUCUGCAUUUGUCUCAAGUGGCUUGCAUCAUUAUCACACACCACUUCCACUUCUCUGUUCUGGACCUCACCAUGAUGCUUGUGUCUGCAAGGGAGUUGAUUGUUCUAGAUUGAAGUGGGGAGAGUGCGGAAAGAGACAGAGACAGAGAGGAAGAGGUGUAGCUUCUGCACCUGAGUGCACUGUGUGAUUGUAGGGAUUCGCUGGAUGGUUUGUGAAGAGUUAUUGGUGAUAGCGAGCGAGUGGGGGGGGGGGGGGGGGGUGCAUCCUUGCAGAGGAGAGAAUUUAGAGUUUUUGGAUGCGGGUGUUUGGAUUGAGCUUCCCAUGUGGAUUUGUGUCGCUUGGGUAUGAGAUUGGCGAAGGUGAAGCUGCUGCCGGCUCCUCUGAGUUUGGACCUCGUUUUGGGAGUUUUUACAUGGUGGCGGCGUUUGUGGGAUGGGUGCUGCAUUGAGGAAGGCUUAUCCUGGGAGGCCCGUCUUGUGGAAUUUGAGUAGAUUUUGAAGUUUCCUCUAGACCCCUCGCGUGUACACGGGCAGGCCGCCGCCAGGACAGGCGGAGGUUUCAUUAGAUUCCGAAUCCUGAACUUAGCAUGAAUGUUGAAUCACCGCAACGCGGCUGCUGAAUCUGCAUGUUUAGUGUGUGAUUCUCAUGAGAGUUCUGUGGAGAGGAACAAUUCCCUAGGCAGUGAUCAUGCUAUCAAUUCCGAGGCGGAGAAAGUUCGUGGCGGCUGGGAUCUUGCAAUCCAGAAGCGCAGACGAGGGGCGCAGCAGAUUGAACCGCUUGGCUGCGGCAGCGUAGAUUGUUGGCGUUCUUGGGGAAAUGGAGCCCGAGAUCUGGACUUCAGGUGGAGCCGUGUGGCGAUUUGGCCUGGGCGGCGAGUUCAUGCAGCUUAGAAUUCGAUGGCCGAUAAUUUUUAAUCUCCUUUCAUAAGGUGUGCCUUACUUCCAAUUUCUUGUAGCAAGUAGUCCUAGGGCGCCGCCGACGCAAGGUGCAUGCUGGCAACUGCAUGCGCUAGAGCAUAUCUGAAAACUCUAGCGAAUCACUUAAACAUUGACAUUGUAAGCUGGGGAUUCAGGGUAGGCUUUCUCAGCUGGGGUAUUUAAAUCUCGGAAGUAGAAUAAAUAAAUAAAUAAAUAUAUAUAUAUAUAUAUAUAAAUAAAUAAAUUUUGGCAAUCUGGCAUCCUUGAAUUCGAAGCGAGGUUGCGAGGUUUUCCAUCAACUUGGCUUAAGCAGAGAUGACCUAGAUUGGAUUUAGCAGCGCACAUUCAGGUGUAGCAGCUGACUAAUAUUCGGGUUGCAGAGGGUGUAUCUGACGCCGACACUGAACUAAAGAAUUCGUGGAAUGAAAAUGAGGAUAUAUGACGGGGCGGGGAUUCCAGUAUAUGGGUUCGGUAAUCAAAUGCAAUGACGGACAAGUCUUGCAUUUUCUCUCAGAUCAGGUUCUUCUACAGCGACGAAUGUUGUUCUCCUGUACUUGCAGCUGCUAGAGGUUAAAUUAAUCAGAGCUAGGAAACAGAACUUAGCAAGAAUCAAAAAUGGAUUUUAAAGAUGCGCAAAAGCCGCGGGGUUGGCUGUGGAAGAAGAAGAAUGGCUUCGGGGAAGGUGGCACUUCUCCUCCUACGGUGAAACUUUUCGACGAGCAGGAAGUUGCCAGGAUACUCGAAGAUCAAAUCCGGUGCCAGAAAGAAGAAAUGGACAACACUCUUCGUGAAGUUGACGAAAAGUACAGCGAGAAAGAAAGGGCCAUAAAUGAGAAGUUGAACAAGGCACUGGCGGAGAUCACUGUGAAAGAUAACCUCGUUAAGCAGCACAUCAAAGUCGCUGAGGAGGCUGUGACUGGGUGGGAGAGAGCAGAGAACGAUGCGGCGGCGUUCAAGCUGCAGCUCGAGUGCGCUUUGCAACAGAAGCUGGCCAACGAGGACCGUGUGGAGCAUCUAGAUGGCGCCUUGAAAGAGGUGAUGAAGCAGCUUCGUGGCGCGCGUGAGGAGCAAGAGCAGCGCAUCCACGAAGCCAUUGUAAAGAAGACGCAAGAGUAUGAUAAGCUCCGGCUGGAAAUGGAGUCUAAACUGACGGAAGCGUCGCACAUGGUGGCGCAAACGCGAGCCGAGCUCAUUGAGUCUCGAGCCGAGAACAAAGUUCUUACUCAUGCCUUGCAGGAGCGUUCGAGGGUUUUGGCAGAAGUGAAUGAUAAAAGGGCCCGUGCAGAGACUGAGAUGAAAGUUCUUCAGGUGCGGCUCAAUGGAAUGGAGAAAGAAAACAUUGCUCUCAAGUGUAAUAUCCACCUGAUAACUAAGGAGCUUGAGACUCGUAUGUCAGAGCUGGAGCAUGGAAGAGAAGCAGCAGAGUUGGCUUCUAAUCAACACGCGGAAGUCAUGAAGAAGGUAACCAAGCUCGACGACGAAUGCAACCGACUUCGUACGCUGCUCCGCAAGAAGCUUCCAAGCUCCGCAGCGAUGGUACGGGUGAAGCAGGACGUGGAUGCUUCCGGAAGAGAUCAGCCUGGAAAAGUGAGUCCACGCAGGAGACCCUUAGGAAAAGGCCAAAGCGCAAUGGACCAGGCGCAAGUGGCCGCUGCACAAGAGAGUUUGCAGGCAUUCUUGGAGGUCAACGCUUCAGUUGAGAAGAUCCUCAACCUAGAGGAAGAAACAAGAAUGCUCAAGGAAGCCCUUGCUAAGCGAAACGAUGAGCUACAGAACGCUCGCAUCAUGUGUGCGAAAACUGCCAGCCGUCUCUCAUCUGUGGAGGAAGAAGUUGAGGCACUGAGGGCAGCUUCAAAAUCUGUGUCACUGAUGGAGAAAGUAUCACCGGAGAAUUGGCCAUCGAAUGUAUUAGCUUUGAGUGAUUCGUCUCCGAAAGGACUCGCCUCCAAACGUGACACUUCCCUCAACUUUGAGCUCAUGGACGAUUUCGAAGAAAUGGAACGGUUGGCGAAUUCGCAGCCUCAAUCGUUGUCGAUAUCAGGCUCCGAGCAUACAGUAGAGACUGCACUUAUCGUGUUUGGUGCUGUUGACGAAUCUAGUCAUCAGCUCCGGAUUGUGAGGCUUGAGGAGGUACUAGCUGUGAAGGACCGGGACCUUGAGGCAGCGAAACAAAUGUGCCACGAGCUUAGUAAAAAGCUUUCUGUGGCCGAGGAGCAGCCAUUGUUUUUUCAAAACAGGAAUGCGGUUAAUGAGCAGUCGGUUAUUGACUUGCAAGACAGGUUAGAUUUGUUGUUGGAGGGCUCAGAAAAUUCUAAAGAGACCUCUUCUGUUUCUGGCAAUGACGAGAUUGGUGUGGUGGUUCGGAAGCUGGUGCACAUCACUGAAGCUCUUGCUCAAGCCACUGGGACUGAAUCUGCUCCUCCUACAUUAGGGCACCAUGUCGCUACGAAUGAUAGCAAUAAUGUUAUUGUCUCGUCCCUGCGUUGGCAAGACGGUGCAUUGGACGCUUCGAUGAGCAGGCUGGUUCAAGCUGCAAAUGGGUACUUCGAAGGUGGUGCAGAUGUUUUGAAGUUUGUGAUGGAGCUCAUGGCCGCGUUAGAUUGCAUUCUGAUUAUUCACAUUACUGCCAACGAAGAAACGCGGAAAGAAAGGGAUGUGUCAGGGCGUGAACGGUUGGCCAUAUCCAUGGAGUUAGAGUCUGCAAGAGUGACCAUAUCGCAGCUGGAAGAGGAGCUGUGCAGAUUACGAGCAGAGCAGGUGGAUUUACAGUGGAAACUUCAAGUGGAAACGGGUCGGUCUCCACAGCUUGAAGCUGAGAUUGAGCGAUUGAGGACGGAGAAGGCUGAGCUAGACAAUAAUUUGUCAGAAAUGGACCAACAUCUUGUCGAGGCUAAUGCCAGAGUGGAAUCCUUGAGGGUGCGGUUGGGUGAAUCUGAGACUCUUGUGAAGGAAUUACAAACUCGACAGGUUGCCUACAACAAUGUGGAGAAAGAGGAUGAUAUGAUAGAGCGAGAACUCUUGGAGCUGUCAUCUCCGAAUCUGGCCCUAUCCGUGAGCAUGCGAGCUGCAGAUGCUGAGAUGCAUCAGCUCCAAGAUAAAGUGGCCGCUUUAGAAGUCGAGUUGCAGGGUGAGCGGCGUCGACACCAGGAGGUUGUUUCAAAGCUUGAAGAUAUGCAAGAACAAAUCCAUAGGGGAGUUGGACGAAUGGAACACUCAUCAGGAAGAAGCAUAAAUAGCAGAGAAGACGAGAAUAAUUUGCAACCUGCUGUGGUUGAAGACGACACAGCCAGAAGUGAACGGAAGGAGAAGGAGAUCGCAGCAGCUGCAUUAGCCGAGUGCCAACGUACCAUCUUAACUCUUGGCAAGCAGCUGAGGGUACUUGGCCUUCAGGGCUCAUUGAAUGAUUUACCGCUCACUAAUCCCUCCUCCCCCGAUUCUAUAGAGAAAAUGACCCACGCUAUGGAGUUUCUUCGGACACAAGCAGACCUUUCAGCCGACGUUCCUGCUGCCCCCUCAUCCCCUGGGACCAGCCUCAACUGGGCUUCGAAACUAGGACGUUCCAGCCUCCCAGGUACAUUUUACCGGCAAACCAACAAUGGAUCAGGAUCAUGCAAAAAUGGAGCAAAUUCUUUAACAGAUGGGCCGUCGCUUCUCAACUGUGCUGAACAAUCCGACUCCGGGAAUUCCAUUCCGGACACACCUUCAUCACCCGCUUCACCAGUACGUGUGAUGCGAAGCGUUCGCACUAUUCGUGGAUCGGCUUCAAAUAUGAAAGCGACAAGUGACAACGCAAAUACUGAAGGGAAAAGCCUGGAUCCGAGUGGCACUGCACCGACAACACCGUUCAAACGGUUCUACUCCAGGUCUCAGAGUGAGACGAGUAUGUCUUCUGAUCACUCUAAUCCUGGACCAGUGUAAUAUUCUCAUUCAACUACGGAGUUACAAGUGGUUAAUUAAUAACAUCGAUACUGAGGAAUUGCAGAUUCAAUUCCUAGUUAGUGUGACUUCGAGUGCUGAUAAUUGAUGGGGAAAAUGACUUUGUUGAAGCAAGUUGCUAAUAUCAUGCGGCGCUAGUAACGACGGUUAUGAGUCUACCAGAGGAGAGCUUCGCCACUUCAGUUUUACACCCCUGCCGCCUCAAUGAUCCUAUGUAUAUAAUUGCAGUUUCAUAUAGUGUAUAGGUUUCAGGUUAGCUUCCCCCACAGUUUUAGUGACAAUGGAGAGAAAGUGAGUCAGCAGCCAACUAGAUAUGUGGCGUUGUUACGGUAGAGUAAUUGAUGAAUGAUCAGUUUCUCAGCCAAAGUGCUCAACAAUCUACCUGGUUCUGUGAUUGUGCGCAAUGGCUUGAGAUGUUUGGGUUCAGUACCCUCAAAUCUGCCUAUGAAACUGUAUGGAUGUCCAGAUGCUGAUUGGUAUUUAGUAUUUAGUGUACUGAUUGUCCAGAUGCUUGGAGUCGAGCAUUAGGUGGUGAGGCACAAAGCUGCUGUAUGAGCCAGAAUGUGCCAACAAAGGGCUAGAUUUCACUGUAACUGAUGGAAUUCAAUGGAUACCCAUUGUGAGGUUGUGGAACAAUACAAAACCUAUUGGGGUUUUGUACUCCUUUACCUUGCUUACCAUUGACUGGUAUGAAUGAAGCCUGCUUUGCCCA
Physcomitrium patens is the source of this 5756-nucleotide messenger RNA. Its product is annotated as filament-like plant protein 7. NCBI's taxonomy places the organism in Eukaryota, Viridiplantae, Streptophyta, Bryopsida, Funariales, Funariaceae. The record is from RefSeq and is a predicted model, not a curated record.